Alosa sapidissima (American shad) is the source of this 2576-nucleotide messenger RNA. It is a transcript of the gene apbb3, whose product is annotated as amyloid beta (A4) precursor protein-binding, family B, member 3. The record is from RefSeq and is a predicted model, not a curated record. Gene Ontology annotation, biological process: regulation of DNA-templated transcription. The transcript has 14 exons. Lineage: Eukaryota; Metazoa; Chordata; Actinopteri; Clupeiformes; Clupeidae. Gene Ontology annotation, molecular function: transcription factor binding; amyloid-beta binding. Bases 1126 to 2565 code for a protein of 479 amino acids. Gene Ontology annotation, cellular component: cytoplasm; nucleus.
UCCCCCCUCCACCCUUAGCUACAUAACAUCCUGGACUUUUAGACCCACAAUGGCUGCCUUGCACUACUCCAUGUGUUUUCAAUUCUAUUAAUGGUAGGAUACUUAAAACUGCUGAAAUAGUUACUAGGGAGAAAAAACAGUGAUCUGUUAUUACAGGGGCGCAGCCAUCUUGAGCUUCAAUGAUCUGUGAUGUCAUUGGCAUGCUGCUCUGCUGAAGGUGUCUCAGCUCUCAGUGCAUAUACAGCUCCUGCAUGAACCACAGUGCACCUCAUCCCAGGCAGUCUGAUGCAGCCAGACACACACAGGAACUGGACUGUGGUUGCCAUGGCAACGCAAUGAUGUAGUUGAGCAAAGGAUGAUGCACACGGAGGCUGGACGAUGACGGCUGCUGGAAGACGUCAGGUUGUGGCUCUCUGUUAAGGUGGACUGGCUUUCACUGAGACAAAAAGUCAUUUAAAUGUCAACUUCGUCCCAAUGUCAGCUCUUUUUAUCUCGGACAGCAAUGCCGUGAUUAUGAUCACGCUCAGGUGCUUCAUUGUGUCCCUUUUCCUCUUGUUCUACACAGAGGCUCUUCUUAUCCACGCUCAGCCAUCCUUAAGGCGGCUCCUUGGAGGAGGAGAGGGUAUUGGGUGGGGUUGGGGGGGGGGCUGCAGGUCUGACCGAAUGCAAUCCCAACGCAGGGGUGAAGAGAGGCGGCAUCGCAUCCUCACGUCCAGCAUCUACAUCCGCACAGGCUGAGCUAAAUAAAGGGAAAAAGAGAGAGAGAGAGAGAAAGAGAGGGAGAGAAAACAGAAAGAAAAUCCAGACAAAGGAAAGGGAUAGGGUUGUUUUGAAUGUUGUUAUUGAAUCAGUUGUAGCGCUCAGAGGGAAGAACUUGGAGAGAAAAAGAGAGAAAAAAACAAGAGAGUGUGUGUGUAUGUGAGAGAGAGAGAGAAAGAGGGAGGAGGGACAGAGGAUAGUAGAUUUUAAUCCUCUUGGCAUGUGAGAGAGUCCCUGGCUUCUUGGCACUGUGUGCAGUUGUUACGGGUGUGCAGAGCUCGUUGUUGGUCUUGGUGGCAUCUGGAAAUCUUGGACUGGAAUGUGUCACAGCUAACCCAGGGGGGCCAAGACGGAACACUGCUCACUAUGCUGGGGAAGGAUUAUAUGCUCGCGAUCAUCAUAGUCAAUUAUGAUGAUAAUAUCUGGGCAGACCAGAAUUUGGAGUUGGACUCCAACCUACCUCCAGGAUGGCGCACCAUACGGGACAGUACGGGCACCUACUACUGGCACGUGCCCACUGGCACCACGCAGUGGCAACAUCCGUCAUACAGCGCCGAGGAUGAACAGAACACCAUCAACGGUAUCACUGCCAGCAAUCUCAAGAGUAUCGGUGCUGUCGAACAAAAUGAGUCUUCAUCCAGGCAGAACCCUGGAGGCCCCAGCAAUGACAGGGAGUCCUGGCAGGAGGAAUACUUCUAUGCCAACAUGGAUCCUGACUCUAAGUGCUUUGCCGUCCGCUCGCUGGGCUGGGUGGAGAUCCCGGAGGAAGAGCUGACCCCGGGCAAGAGCAGUCUGGCCGUGAACAACUGCAUCCAGCAGCUUUCCCACAGCAAGGUGGAGGGCCGCGACGCGGUCGGGGCCUGGGGGGAGGGCCAGGAUAUGAUGAUGGUUCUGAAGAAAGACACCCUGAGCCUGAUGGACCCAGUGGACCACAGUCUGAUCCACUGUCAGCCCAUCAUCAACAUCCGUGUGUGGGGAGUGGGAUGCAACAACGGCAGGGACUUUGCCUUCGUAGCAAAUGAUAAGGACACCUGCAUGCUGAAGUGCCAUGUGUUCCGCUGCAAUGCUCCAGCCAAGACCAUUGCCACCGCGCUGCACGAAAUGUGCUCAAAGAUCAUGUCAGAGAAAGCAGCCAUGCACCCAUCCAUGGCAAGGUCUCUAACAAUGGAGAGCAUCUCUCCAGAGGACCUGCCCAGACAAGUGGACUUCCUGGAUGCGGUGAGGCAAAGGGUGCAGAAGUUCGAAGUGGAGUACAUUGGCAACCUGCCCGUGUCCAGGGCAAUGGGUAUGGAGGUUUUAAACCGGGCCAUAGAGAGCAUCCUGCACUCCAGAGACCGAGACGAGUGGGAGCCCAUUGUGAUCCAUGUGUCAGACACCAUGAUGUCCUUGUGGAAGGGAGAGGAUGGAGACGAGCCUUUCUGGGAGUCUCAGGUGAGGUACCUCACCUUCCUGGGCGUGGGUCACGACAUGCACACCUUCGCCAUAAUCGUGGACGCCGGGACGCAGCGCUUUGAGUGCCAUGUGUUCUGGUGUGAACCCGACGCCGGCUACAUCUCCGAGGCGGUGCAGGCAGCCUGCAUGGUGCAAUACCAAAAGUGCUUGGUGGCUCAGACUCCUCCUCCAAGGUCGAAGAUGUGGCGCGCGGGCUCCAAGGUCAAACGCGCCAACUCAAUGGACGGCUCCACCUUCCCACCGCGCUGCCAAGGACACUCGCCUCCAAAGAUGGCCUCCUCUGGUGUCAAAAAGGGAAUGCUGGCCUUCUUUGAGACGUUUCGAAACAAACAGCCGGUGAUGCCCACACCAUAGCACCUGGGGUG